Messenger RNA from Python bivittatus (Burmese python), 948 nucleotides. RefSeq names its product olfactory receptor 6Q1-like. Gene Ontology annotation, biological process: G protein-coupled receptor signaling pathway. Gene Ontology annotation, molecular function: G protein-coupled receptor activity; olfactory receptor activity. Lineage: Eukaryota; Metazoa; Chordata; Lepidosauria; Squamata; Pythonidae. The record is from RefSeq and is a predicted model, not a curated record. Gene Ontology annotation, cellular component: membrane.
AUGAAUGCAAAUAAUUGGACCUUAGUCACAGAAUUCAUAAUCCUUGGUUUUCCUAAUGUCCGUGAAGUGGAACUGCUAUUUUUCUUCCUCUUUCUCCUGAUGUACAUGCUUAUGCUUGUUGAGAAUAUUAUCAUCAUAUUGGUGAUUCAACUGGACUAUCGACUUCAAACCCCCAUGUAUUUCUUCAUUGGAAAUCUCUCUUCUUUGGACAUUGCUUUCACUACUGUCACUGUGCCUAAAAUGUUGGCCAACAUUGCCACUGACAACAGAACAAUAUCCAUCCCUAGUUGUUUUACUCAACUCUACAUCUUCUAUUUUCUCGGUUCCUCUGAAUGUUUCCUGCUAGCAUCGAUGGCUUAUGACCGAUAUCUAGCUAUUUGCAACCCGCUCCAGUAUACCACUCUGAUGAAUAAGCGCACAUGUGUUUUGCUGGCCUUCUGUUCCUGGUUUGGUGGCUUCCUGGCACCUGUGUUGCCCACGACCUUCCUUUUCCAACUUCCUUUUUGUAGAUCAAAUGUCAUCAACCAUUUCUUCUGUGAUGCUCCACCUAUACUGAAACUCUCCUGCAAGGACAUAUUUGUGGCUGAAGUUAUCAAUUUCAUUGUGGGGUCAGUUGUGUUGCUAUCCUCCUUCUCCUUCACAAUUGUCACAUAUAUCUUUAUCAUUAACACUAUACUGCACAUCCCUUCGGCUGAGGGGCAAAAAAAGGCAUUUUCCACAUGUGGUAUGCAUCUCACCAUUGUCUUCAUAUUCUUUGGUACCACCAUCUUUAUGUACAUCCGCACAAAGACAAUCCAUGCUUUUAACUUCAACAAGAUAGUCUCUGUGUUCUACUCUGUUGUAACGCCUGUCCUUAACCCUAUCAUCUAUAGCCUGAGAAAUAAUGAUAUUAAAGAAGCAAUGUUGAAUAUGCUGUUCUACAGGAAGGGAUCCAUGUUCAGGUGGUAA